AUGACUUUCCGCAAAACUUCUUAUCUUCUUUCUGGCCUCGCAGCAGCUGGUACUCGUGCCCUCUCUGGACCGUGUGAUAUCUAUGCUGACGGGGGAACUCCUUGUGUUGCUGCCUUCGGAACCACGAGAGCAUUAUACGGGUCGUACAGUGGUCCGCUCUAUCAACUCCAGCGUGGUUCCGACGGCCAAACCACCAAUAUUGUCCCAACAAGUCCUGGUGGCGUGGCAGACGUCUCGGUGCAGGAUACGUUCUGUGCCAACACCACCUGUACCAUUCCCAUCAUUUAUGACCAGUCUAGCAAGGGGAACCAUCUCACCAGGGCACCUCCUGGCGGUGGUUCCAAGGGCCCUGCGCCUGGACAGUACGAUGAUCUCGCGGCGGCUUACGGCGCUCCGGUGCUGGUAAACGGAAAGAAAACAUAUGGCAUCUUUGUUCAUUCUACAGUUGGUUACAGAAAUGAUAAAACCACUGGCGUUGCUGUUAAGAACGAGGCUGAGGGCUUGUAUGCCAUCUUUGAUGGAACUCAUUACAAUGAUAAGUGCUGCUUUGAUUUUGGCAACGCCGAAACUACGAAUCACGCCGAUGACAACGGAUCCAUGGAGGCCAUCUAUUUCGGUGAUGACACCGAAUGGGGUUCUGGUGCUGGUUCUGGGCCGUGGGUUAUGGCCGAUAUGGAAAAUGGCCUGUUCUCAGGCCAAGGUGCUGGCUACAACCCAGGAGACCCGACGAUCGAGUCGCGAUUUGUGACUGCGUUUCUCAAAGGUAACUCGACAAACUUGUGGGCUCUUCGCGGCGGCAAUGAAAAGUCACAAUCUCUAUCUACCUACUAUAGCGGACCUCGCCCCAAUGGAUACUAUCCAAUGGACAAACAGGGUGCGAUCGUUCUUGGUAUCGGUGGAGAUAACGGUAACCUGGACCAGGGAACUUGGUACGAAGGGGUUCUUACUUCAGGCUAUCCAUCUGAUGAGACCGAGGAUGCAGUUCAGGCCAAUAUUGAGCAAGCUGGAUUCACUGCAACGUCUCUGGCAAAUGGCCCACCACUCAGCGUUGGGUCAACUAUCACGAUCAAAGCCACGACUCCGGGUUUCACAAACCGAUACUUGGCCCAUGACGGUUCCACUGUUAAUACGAAAGUUAUUACCUCCUCUAGCGAUGCAUCCACGAAGCAAAAGGGCAGCUGGAUUGUUCGACAAGGUCUUGUCACCUCCGCCCUGGGCUGUGUAUCGCUCGAGUCCUUCGACACUCCAGGUUCUUUCAUUCGCCAUAGUGGCUUCACACUCUAUCCAAAUGCAAACGAUGGAAGUAAACAAUUUUCAGAGGAUGCCACUUGGUGCCCGCAACAGAGUUUUGAUAGCGCAGGUUCCAACGCUUUGCGAUCAUGGAGCUACCCUACUCGGUACUUCCGACACUACGAUAGCACUGGCUAUGCAGCGAUGGAUGGUGGAUGGGAGGUUUUUGAUGCCAGCACCGACUUUACUGACGAUGCUAGCUGGUUUAUUAGUAGCUCAUUCCAGAAUUGA
Messenger RNA from Fusarium fujikuroi IMI 58289, 1521 nucleotides. Its product is annotated as probable alpha-L-arabinofuranosidase. NCBI's taxonomy places the organism in Eukaryota, Fungi, Ascomycota, Sordariomycetes, Hypocreales, Nectriaceae. Gene Ontology annotation, molecular function: alpha-L-arabinofuranosidase activity. The record is from RefSeq and is a predicted model, not a curated record. Gene Ontology annotation, biological process: arabinan metabolic process; L-arabinose metabolic process; pectin catabolic process. Bases 1 to 1521 code for a protein of 506 amino acids. The transcript has a single exon.